Brugia pahangi is the source of this 1485-nucleotide messenger RNA. The record is from the annotation of a GenBank genome assembly. Lineage: Eukaryota; Metazoa; Nematoda; Chromadorea; Rhabditida; Onchocercidae.
AUGCGUGUGUUACAUGAGAAUUGGGUUAAAUCAACAGCUCGAAAACAAAGAGUUGCUGCGCACAGUCAUGUGAAAGGUUUGGGACUAGAUCCUGAAACGCAUACACCCAGUGAUAAUGCAAGUGGUUUCAUUGGGCAGUUAGAAGCACGAGAAGCAGCCGGAGUGAUUGUGGAUUUGAUCCGUUCGAAGCGCAUGGCAGGACGUGCGAUUCUUUUUGCUGGACCACCGGGAACUGGGAAGACAGCUAUAGCGUUAGCAGUGGCACAGGAAUUGGGUGAUAAAAUGCCAUUUUGUCCAAUGGUCGGUUCUGAAGUUUAUUCAUCGGAGGUGAAAAAAACUGAAGUCCUGAUGGAGAAUUUCCGAAGAUCAAUCGGUUUACGUGUUAGGGAGAAGAAAGAAGUAUAUGAGGGUGAAGUUAUAGAAUUAACACCAGUAGAAAGCGAGAAUGAAACGGGUGGCUAUGGGAAAAGAAUAUCGCACGUAUUGAUUGGCUUAAAAACCGUUAAAGGGAGCAAACAGUUGAAACUUGAUCCAUCAAUUUAUGAUACGCUUUUGAAGCAAAAAGUUGAAGUUGGAGAUGUCAUCUAUAUCGAGGCGAACAGUGGUGCUGUAAAGAGACUUGGUCGUUGUGAUGUAUAUGCUACGGAAUUUGAUUUAGAAGCUGAUGAAUUUGUGCCACUACCAAAAGGUGAUGUUCGGAAGUCGAAGGAAGUCGUCCAAGAUGUUACGUUGCAUGAUCUGGACAUUGCAAAUGCUCGUCCACAUGGUACUGCUGGUAAUGUAACAUCACUUGUCGGACAACUGUUAAAGCCGAAAAAGACUGAAAUUACAGAAAGGUUACGGCAAGAAGUUAACAAUGUCGUGAAUGAUUAUAUCGAACAAGGUAUUGCUGAGUUAAUGCCAGGUGUGUUAUUCAUUGAUGAGGUGCAUAUGCUCGAUAUCGAAUGCUUUACAUACCUUCAUCGAGCGCUUGAAAGUACUAUUAGUCCGAUUGUAAUUUUUGCCACUAAUCGCGGUCAGUGUAAAGUUCGAGGUACAGAAAUGGUAUCACCGCACGGUAUCCCAUUGGAUUUAUUAGAUCGCAUAUUAAUAAUUGUUACAAAACCAUACAAAAUUGAUGAAAUAUUGGCUAUUGUAAAGAUACGAGCCGAAGCAGAAGGUGUAAAAUUGGAUGAGGAUGCCUUAACAUAUUUAAGUAAUCUAGGCGCUGAAACAUCCUUGAGAUAUGUCGUGCAAUUACUUACACCUGCAAAAUUACUUGCUCAAGUAAAUAGUCGCGACAGUGUUACGGAAGAAGACGUGAAGCAAUGUGCCGAAUUAUUCAUCGAUGCCAAAGCAUCGGCACAGUUAGCACUUUCAAGUAUCAGUGGAGAUAAUACUCACACAUCACCUAUUGCAAAGUUGGAUUCCGUUGCGACUGUUCAUCCAUUGAACUGUCAAACAACCAGUGAUGGUGACCCUCCAAUGGAAACAGAUGGAACAUAA